Parathielavia appendiculata is the source of this 1609-nucleotide messenger RNA. RefSeq lists its product as uncharacterized. The transcript is spliced from 3 exons. The record is from RefSeq and is a predicted model, not a curated record. The coding region runs from base 344 to 1396 and encodes 350 amino acids. Gene Ontology annotation, cellular component: endoplasmic reticulum membrane. Gene Ontology annotation, biological process: CAAX-box protein processing. Gene Ontology annotation, molecular function: metalloendopeptidase activity. NCBI's taxonomy places the organism in Eukaryota, Fungi, Ascomycota, Sordariomycetes, Sordariales, Chaetomiaceae.
GGCUUCUCCAGAACAAUUGCAUCCCCCAAACCUAAAGGCUCUCCUGUCCCGGCGUAUCAAGUCCAAGAGUAGGUGCCGCAGACAAGAAUUGGUGGAGCACGGGAGCAGCCGCACAUCCUUACACUCUGCGAUUCGCUGAAACGGCCCAAUCCCACACCACCACUCUCUCCUUCCAGUUUCCGCCUGUCGGGUUUGCGGUACACAGCGUCAGACGCGCUUCUCUGACGGCGUCUAAGCAGGAGUGCGGCCAGCCCGUAGCCCCUGACUGCGGCCCGUUGUGCGCAGGUCUGGUUACACCCAAGUACUACAAAGGCGCACAAAGUAUCGUCAGCAGCAUCUCAGUAUGCCUGCCAUAGGCGACGCGCUCCGCAAGCUCAACCCCUGGCACAAGGAUGCCGCGCCUCCACCCCCGCCAAUUAGUCCCCGCACGGCCGUCUUCCUCCUCGUCCUCUACGCGCUCGUCUACUUCGUCCCCUUCUACCUGUCGCCCGCCACCCGCCCAUCCUCAACCCUUUCUCGGGAUGCGCCGUCAGUUAUCCGCGCCCGCAUCCGCUCUGUGACGCUGUCAUGUCUCCUCUGCACGGGCGUCACCUACCUGGUGCUCACGCACCCCCGCCCGGACGACGGCCACACCAUAACCCCGCGUGAGGCGCUGCACCAUCUCGGCCUCUGGCCGCUCGCGCUGUGGGACUCUCUGCGGGUGCUGUUCCUCACGGCCCUGCUAUUCACGGGGCCGCUGUUCAGCUACCUCGUCGUUGAGCGCGGCUGGGCAGACUGGAUUCGGCUGGCGCCGCUCAAGGAAGUCUGGGAGGAAUGGACAACCUGGCGCAACAUUGUCGCCGGCCCAAUAACCGAAGAAGUCCUCUUCCGCACCGCCUCCAUCCCCCUGAUGCUCAUCGCCCAGUCACCGCUGCGGCACACCAUCUUCCUGACGCCCAUCGUCUUCGGCCUGGCGCACGUGCACCACUUCUACGAGUUCCGUCUCUCGAACCCGCAGGUCCCUGCCGCCAGGGCCCUGGCCCGCUCGCUCUUCCAGUUCGCCUUCACCACCGUUUUCGGCGCGUACGCGACCUUCCUGUUCCUGCGCACGGGCUCGCUUGCCGCCGUGUGCGCCGUCCACGCCUUUUGCAACUGCCUGGGCCUGCCCCAGGUUUGGGGAAGGGUGGAGCCCGUGCCGGUGCUGGCGGGCGGAGAUGUUGGGGAGAAUGGAGGAGGAGGACGGCAGCAGCAGCAGCAGCGGCGGCGGGGUGUGGAGAGGGCCAGCAUCUUGUGGUCGAUGGCAUACUAUUUCUUGUUGGGUGCCGGGGCCGUGAUGUGGUACAGGAGCCUGUGGGUAUUGAGCGAGAGUCGGAAUGCAUUGGUGCCAGGCUCGGCGUUUGGGAAAGGUUCUUCUUGAGAACGUUUGAAUACCGUGGGUUUGGUGGCUGGCACUGGAAAGUGUACGCUUUUGGGAAGUUGAUUGUUGGGGUGUGGCAAGCUAGGUAGUCGCACAAUGAUACCAGGGGGCUGCACAGGGGGUUUGAGAAAGCGCAGGUAUGGGUAGCGUCUGUAUGUCAUCAUAAUAGUUUCUCAACAUGAACAUCACACUCAUCGGUCCUUGCCCGGCUUA